Molecule: messenger RNA, 1382 nt
Organism: Tribolium madens (black flour beetle)
Lineage: Eukaryota; Metazoa; Arthropoda; Insecta; Coleoptera; Tenebrionidae
Product: protein spaetzle-like
Exons: 4
Coding region: 300-899 (199 amino acids)
Biological process (GO): regulation of Toll signaling pathway; innate immune response; central nervous system formation
Cellular component (GO): extracellular region
Molecular function (GO): growth factor activity; Toll binding
Source: RefSeq, a predicted model, not a curated record
CAUAUGUGAUGUGAAAUGAAUACGUGAUUGAACUUUUUAUUACAAAAACGGCAGGGGGAUUUCUAUUGUGUAAAAUACAAGUCCAAUGUUAUAUGUAACUAAAAAUACAUUAUUUUAUUCAGCACCGUUAAUGUAAUGUUAAUGAUAGUUGCUAAUUUCUCUUUUCACCCCGGUAAUACACUAUUAACCUCUCCCCCACCUCUUAUGAAAAAUUUGUGCCUUGUCGCCUUCCUAAUCAUUUAUUUACGACUCUAUUCAACAUUAUUCUUCGUAGUUGGACGCAUCAAACUUCAUUUAGAAUGUGGGUAAAGUGUGUUUACGUCUAUGUUUAUUUUAUGACUAUGAAAGUGUUUUUUAUUCACGGAUUUCCAUCAAGAAAAAGGAUCAUCUUCCCAAAUUCACUGGAAGAGCAAGAAACAUUUGUUCCGAAAUGUAGCGGCAAUAGAACGUUUUGUGAAGACGUUGAGAAUUACCCAGUAAAUAAAUUUUACGAAAUUUUGAAAAACACAACAUACGAAGAGGCAUAUUUUAUUCCGCAAAGUGUCGCACAGGAAGAAUCGAUCAAAAAUCGGAAGUACAAACCAACUGAGUUUUAUAUCUGCGAUUCCCACAUCCAAAUUCAAUAUCCGAGAGUGGCUUACAACGUCAAAAAUGAAUGGAAAUAUGUUUAUAAUUUUGAUAAGUACAAACAAGGAGUAAAAACAGAGGAAUGUGUGGGUGAAACAGCUUGUAGAUCAUUUGGAGAAACGCCAGCAGUUAGGACGAAAUGUGUUCAAAAGUAUAGCGAUAUUUUACUCUUGGUUGCCGAUGAAGACGGCAAACCUGUGUGGGAUUUAUUCUGGUUUCCUUCCGCCUGUCUUUGCGCAUACGAACCAAUUAUUAAUUUUAACCGAGUUUAGGAGAGUUUGCCGACAACUAAUUUUCUUAAAAUUUUCGACCAGUAAAAAUUUAUUUAAAAAAAUAAAUGGUUGAGUUUGAGAUUUUUUUACUAAAACCUUUAUCCUUAAUCUUACAAAUAAAAAUUCGAUGGCCCAAGCUGAAAUUUGAUACUGCUUAAGUUUCCGAUUUUUUUGCUGAAACUUUUAUUCUUAUUAGAUUCAUAAUAAAAUAAAAGGCAAGUAAACAGUAUAAGACUUGAAGGGAAAUUUGAUACCAAAGCGUUGAUUCUUGUGAAGGAAUUUUGUAAUGAAAUUGCCCUUCGGAGCCGGUCUCCUGCGGUUAGAGAAAAUGGUGUUCAUGGCACUGGACGGUAAGUGUUAUUAACUUCUCUUAAUCCUUUGCUAUUAGUGUCAGAUCUACCUGUUCAGGGGACAGUGUAGUUCUUGUAAGAGUGGUAGUUGGACGUUUUAUGUGUAAUAUUUAAAAAAAUGUGGGUUUUUGUG